Molecule: messenger RNA, 1587 nt
Organism: Stylophora pistillata
Lineage: Eukaryota; Metazoa; Cnidaria; Anthozoa; Scleractinia; Pocilloporidae
Product: DNA repair protein RAD51 homolog 2
Biological process (GO): double-strand break repair via homologous recombination
Cellular component (GO): replication fork; Rad51B-Rad51C-Rad51D-XRCC2 complex
Molecular function (GO): ATP binding; ATP hydrolysis activity; single-stranded DNA binding
Source: RefSeq, a predicted model, not a curated record
GUUCUCAAGUUCUCAAGAUGGCGACUGUAACUGCCCUGUCUCGAUCUGGUCUAACACAUUAGCUGACCUACUUGCAUGGCCAUUUUUUAGAGGAAAGCUGGAAUAAUUUGAAACCAUGGAAUUCACGCCCAUCAAUCCCUGAGCCUUGUCAUGCUCCAUGCAUUAAGAUGUCAUCCAAAAAGUUGCGGCGUGUUCCUGGAAUACGACCCGAAAUGGUGGAAAGACUUGCAAAGCAUCAGAUAAUCACUUGCAAGGAUUUGCUGCAGAGAAACCACUUGGAGCUUCUUAAGUUUACUGGAACAAGUUAUCAAGAAGUUUUAGAAAUUCAGAGAGCUGUUGGUAAAGCCAUCAUCCCAAAAGUGCAAACAGCCCUUGCCCUGUUUCAAAGAUCCAACAGUCAGAAAUCAUUCCUUCCAACAACACUUGAUGAUCUUGAUACUGCACUGCAUGGAGGGCUGACUUGUGGUACAAUCACAGAGAUAGCAGGCCCAGCAGGAUGUGGUAAAACACAAUUCUGUAUUAUGCUCAGUGUGCUGGCCACCUUACCUUAUGACAGAAGUGGACUAGAUGGCAAUGUUAUCUACAUUGACACAGAGGCAGCGUUCAGUGCAACAAGAUUGAUUGAAAUGGCGUCCAAUCGGUUUCCAGAUCUUUUCAACUCAAACGAGUCACUGCUUCAACUGUCAGAGAGGAUACAUGUUUGCUGGGAAUCAACCUGCAGCUCAUUAUGGGAUAGGCUUCAGAGACUCGAAGAGGAGGUUAUAUCCAAACGUGUAAAGCUGAUCAUCUUGGACUCCGUUGCUUCGCUUGUUAGGAAAGAAUUUGACAGCAGGUUGUUCAAAAACUUGAAUGAAAGAACGGCCCUUCUUUCUAAAGAAGCGGCAAUUUUGAAGUAUCUCGCUGAGACGUUCCAUAUUCCGGUUGUCGUUACUAAUCAAAUCACCACUCGUUUUAUUGGUGCGGGGAGUUCCAGCGGAAACGAGGUUUUGCAGGACGUCGACGGCGCAGACGUUGAACCCGAGGAGGAGGAUGGUAGUCACGUGACCGCUGCGCUAGGUAACACGUGGUCGCAUGCAGUGAAUACUCGUCUGAUUGUACAGUAUUUGGACGAGAGAUUUCGUCAGGUUUUGAUUUCCAAAUCUCCAGUGGCUCCAUUUGCUUCGUUUGUUUACACGAUACACGCCCAAGGAUUGGUUUUGGAAUGUCAAGAUACAAACGGGAACCGCCUUGAUAUUGGCGGAAAUCCCUCCUUACAGCCUAUCCAGGUUCGUUCAGCUUUCUGACAGAUCGCAAUAGAGCGGUCUUCUUCAGGGAAGUUCAUCGGCGAUCGUGUUGUACCAUUCCGAAAUCGCACAACCACUGUCAUGAGCUGGUUGUCGUUUGAUCAUCUUCUGUCUCAAUAUCUGGGGGGGAGGGGGAUGGUACACACACCUUAAUUUUUGCCCAGGUACCUGAAAAGAAGAGGGCUUCAAAGUCUCAAAAACUUAUACACAUAUUGAGAUCGAAUUUUAGGCGAAUCGGUGGGCCGUUAAAAAAAGGAAAAAUUAUAAAAAAAUCAAGAAAAAUUAAAAAGAGUAAUCGAAGCUA